AUGCUAUCGUACGUGCUAGCGUUCCUGGAGCUUGCGGAAAGUAUUCGGAUCUUAUUGGACAAAAUGAUCGUUUGCAAAGUUCUUCUGUUCAAAGCCCGGAGGCAAAAUGUUGUCGCGAGCAAGCAGAAUGAGUACCAUGAGCGCCCAGGUGACCAAUUCGGACGAUGUAACUCUCUUGAAGUUUCACGGGAGAGGAGUGCAAACUCGUGGUCAGAUCCAUUCAUUGGUCGUCACGAGCAUGAGGAAUUCCUCGCUGAGCUUUCUGAAUUGGAUCUUUUAAAAAAUGAUCUAUCCGUUAACGAUUCACCUUCUUCUGGUCUUGCAACCCCUCCGCAUUGUACUGCUGACCGGAAUGUUGUCUUCAAUGAUUGGGACUGGUUAGAAAAGUUCGAUCCUCUUGAUAUUCCGAAUCCCGGCCGAGGAACUCCUGUAGAUAUUUCUAAUUCUACCUCGCAGAAUCCAGCUGAAGAUUUCCUUGAGCGAACUACCGCACUAAUCGAUUGGAAGGCUUGGAAUCAUUAUCUGAGCAAUGACUGGGAAAGUGAUCUCGGCCUACAAAAAGGAGACAAUGAGACCGAUUCAACGAGGAGUUCUAUUUCAUCGCAACAACCUCAUGAAGUUCUCAUCUCUUGUGAAUCUGAGCUCAAGGAAACCAGUGCGCCAGAUUUGGAUGUAGCUAUUGUUCCCGUAUCAGGUCCUCUCACCUGGAUCCCGUCAAUCCAUGGAAACGAUCACGUGGAGGACAGCAACUGUGAUGUUAUGUCAUGGAACAGUGGUCCUUCGACAAGAGAUAGCAGUCCGGAGAGAGUAAUUAAGCGUCGUGGUGUAAAAAUGAAGCCACCAAGUGAUGAGGGGACAAACCAUCGCCGUUGUUUGAACCGAGAGGCUGCGUUCCGUUAUAGGGAGAGGAAACGUCAAGAACAGCGUGAACGUAAAAGAGAGCUGGAACAGCUUGUAUGUCACAACAGAAUUUUAAAGGAACAAUUAAGACAACUCCGCAGUGAUAUUGCCGAGUGGCGAUGUAAACUCAAUCGAGCAAGGAAGUGA
Molecule: messenger RNA, 1047 nt
Organism: Necator americanus (New World hookworm)
Lineage: Eukaryota; Metazoa; Nematoda; Chromadorea; Rhabditida; Ancylostomatidae
Exons: 11
Coding region: 1-1047 (348 amino acids)
Biological process (GO): regulation of transcription by RNA polymerase II
Cellular component (GO): nucleus
Molecular function (GO): DNA-binding transcription activator activity, RNA polymerase II-specific; RNA polymerase II transcription regulatory region sequence-specific DNA binding
Source: RefSeq, a predicted model, not a curated record